Messenger RNA from Arachis duranensis, 3315 nucleotides. RefSeq lists its product as uncharacterized. The record is from RefSeq and is a predicted model, not a curated record. Lineage: Eukaryota; Viridiplantae; Streptophyta; Magnoliopsida; Fabales; Fabaceae. The coding region runs from base 1 to 3315 and encodes 1104 amino acids. The transcript is spliced from 5 exons.
AUGGACAAAACCUGGAUUCUUAAGUCACGAGAUAGCAUAGAAUAUAAACAAGGACUGAAUAUGUUCCUAGACUUUGCAUUUGCGAAUGCAUCGUCGGAUAACAUCAUAAAGUGUCCAUGCCCUCAAUGUGGGUUUCAAUUUAUGCAAACAAGAGAGGAUGCGUACGACCACCUGUUGAUGAAGUCGUUUCCCGCUGGGUAUACUUUGUGGUUGCGUCAUGGUGAGAAACCAGCUGAGGAGAGCUCUAGUUGCACACCGAUAGUUGAGAACCCUACCCCCGACGUGAAUCCAUAUCUUCAAAUGGUACACGAGGCAUUUAACUUCACAAUGCCUACUGGAAGUGAGGAGACCACAACAACGGAUCCUGUAGAAGACGAUGAUAUAGAGUUGCCGUACGAUGGUCCAAGUCGCGAUGCACAGGAUUUUGCCGAUCUUCUUGCGGAUGGAGCGGAGGAGUUAUAUCCCGGCUGCUCGAAGUACUCAAAAUUAUCUUUCCUAGUGAAACUUUAUCACAUUAAGUGUAUGUGUGGUGUGAGUGACAAGGCUAUGUCGAUGAUUCUGGACUUAUUGCGGGAUGCAUUUGAGCAAGCCAAAUUCCCGUCCACUUUGUAUGAAGCCAAGAAAACUAUCCGAAAGUUAGGGAUUGAGUACAAAAAGGUCGAUGCAUGCCCGAAUGAUUGCAUGUUGUACCGAGGUGAGUAUGAGAACGCGACGAAAUGCAAGCAGUGUGGGACUUCACGAUGGAAGCAGAAGACGCGAAAGGGUUCCGUUACGAAACUAAAAAUACCUGUCAAAAAAAAUGGAAAGCCUCUCCCAGCAAAGACUCUCCGUUACUUUCCUCUUAUACCACGACUGCAACGGUUAUUCAUGUGUAGCAAAACUUCAUCUGACAUGUUAUGGCAUAAAGAGGCAGACAAUAACGAUGGGUACUUGAGGCAUCCAAGGGACGCUGAAGCAUGGAAAGAUUUUGAUGCAAAGUAUCCUGACUUUUCCAACGAUGCUCGCAGUGUUCGCUUAGCCUUAGCAAGUGACGGUUUUAAUCCUUUCAGAAAUAUGAGUACGACGUAUUCCAUUUGGCCUAUGAUUCUUAUUCCGUACAAUCUUCCUCCUUGGCUACGCAUGAAACAGUCAUCUUUUAUACUAUCUAUGAUUAUUCCCGGUCCUAAAAUGCCGGGUAACGACAUUGAUGUUUAUUUGGAGCCCCUGGUGAAUGAGUUGAAGCAACUCUGGGAUGGCGUUGAAACUUAUGACGCUAAUAAAGGGACCACUUUCAAGAUGCGGGCGGCGCUAAUGUGGACUAUUAGUGAUUUUUCAGGGUUGGAAAAUUUGUUUGGGUGGAACACGUACAGUGGGUUAGCUUGUCCUACGUGUAACGUGGACGCUAAGGCUCAUCGACUAACAUUCAGUCGAAAAUGGUGUUACACGGGCCAUCGCCGCUUCUUGAAUCAGGGCCAUAAAUAUAGAGUAGACCGGACUAGAUUUGACGGAGAAGUUGAAAGCAGAGAUCCACCGAAGAAUUAUUCUGGAAUAGAUGUCUUAAGGCAGCAGUCUAACUUGCAAGUAUCGUUUGGGAAGAACCCAACUCUGACAGCAAAAAGAAGACGCAUUGGUGAAGAUGCAGAUCAAGAUGACUCGGUUUGGAAAAAGAGGAGUGUGUUCUUUGAACUCCCGUACUGGAAGGAUCACAUGCUGCGUCAUAACCUUGACGUGAUGCACAUAGAGAAGAACAUUUGUGACAAUGUGGUCUACACUAUCUUAAAUGAUAGCGUCAAAUCAAAAGAUAAUCUUAAAGCGCGCAAAGAUUUACAAAGCAUGGGCAUAAGGCCUGAAUUGUGGCCGGACGAAGGUGGUAAAUAUCAUUCAGCAAAAUUCACAAUGUCUAAUCCACAGAAGGAUGUAUUUCUGAAGACUCUACAGAACGUGGUCUUUCCAGAUGGUUACUCGAGCAAUAUUGCUCGUUGUGUUGAUAUCCGGCAGCGCAAGUUGUAUGGGUUGAAGAGUCACGACUGCCACAUUCUAAUGGAACAAUUACUUCCAAUUUUGGUGAAAAAUGCAUUGCCAAGUCCGCUUGGUGCCCUUCAGACACAUGUUGUGCAAACUCUGUGUCAGAUGGAAAUGAUAUUUCCUCCAUCGUUUUUCACUGUCAUGGUUCACCUUAUGGUGCACCUCGUUGAUGAACUAAAACUUGGUGGCCCGGUACAUUAUCGGUGGAUGUAUCCAAUAGAAAGGUACUUGGGACAAUUGAAGCAAUACGUGCGUAACAGAGCACAAGCUGAAGGCUCAAUUGCGGAAGGAUAUUUAUCCGAGGAGAUUUUGACAUUCUGCUCCAGAUACUUGGAAAAUACUAAGACUAGAAUCAACCGACCAGCGCGAGUUGACGAUCGACCUGUUGAUAUUAUAGAGAAUACAGGAUGUACUAUGUUCCCUGAAAUUGAAAAAGCUUCAGGGGCUGUAUCACAUUUUGUACUGACCCCAAUGGAAAGAGAUCAGGCACAUCGUCAUGUGCUAGUCAAUUGCGAGGCCGUCGCUCCAUUUAUUGAUAAGUUUAGGUCAGAAACCAAGCGAAAAUUAAGGGAUCAAACAAGGUCGCACUCUAAGAUAGACCGUGUUGUGCAUGCAGAAUUUCCUCGGCGGUUCAAGCGUGAGGUUCCAAUGGACAGUACUGUACAUUCGAAAGAAAUGAAAUUGCUGGCAUGUGGUCCCAUGCUUCAAGCAAGACGGUUUGGGGCAUACAACGUCAAUGGAUACAAGUUUAGAACUAUCACAAAGGAAGACGGGCUGAAAACACAAAAUAGUGGAGUUUAUGUCUCAUCAAAUACAAGAAGUUAUGCCAGCAUGCGUGACAACAGAGUGGCUGUUGGUAUUGUUCCAUAUUAUGGAAAAAUUGUGGACAUAAUCGAACUGAACUACAGUUGUCAUUUCACAGUGGUUUUGUUCAAAUGUAUUUGGGCUGAUACAACUACGAGCAGAGGAAUCAAAGAAGACCAUCUGGGCCUUACCAGCGUUAAUUUCGCUCGUCCAAUUCACACCGGUGAUCGAGAAGAGGAUGAACCGUACAUAUUGGCAUCAGAAGCUCAGCUCGUGUACUAUGUGCGUGAUGAAGUAGAACAAGAAUGGAGUGUAGUGGUUCAUGUAAAACCACGAGACUUGUAUGACAUGGGAGGAGAAAAUGAGGAUGUUGAAGCGACUUUUUCUCCUCAGCGCGGGUUGAACAUGUCAGCAGCAGGUGACAUCAGUGAUUUACAGUUGAUAAGGAACGAUGAUAUAGAAGACCAAGUAGCAGAUGUUUCUGAUAACAUAGAUUAUGUGCCAUAG